Molecule: messenger RNA, 3874 nt
Organism: Miniopterus natalensis
Lineage: Eukaryota; Metazoa; Chordata; Mammalia; Chiroptera; Miniopteridae
Gene: PLEKHA8
Product: pleckstrin homology domain containing A8
Biological process (GO): intermembrane lipid transfer; ceramide transport
Cellular component (GO): cytosol; cytoplasm; membrane
Molecular function (GO): ceramide 1-phosphate transfer activity; ceramide 1-phosphate binding
Source: RefSeq, a predicted model, not a curated record
ACCAACUACCUGAGCGGUUGGCAGCCACGAUGGUUCCUUCUUUGUGGGGGGAUAUUAUCCUAUUAUGAUUCUCCUGAAGAUGCCUGGAAAGGUUGCAAAGGGAGCAUCCAAAUGGCAGUCUGUGAAAUUCAAGUUCAUUCUGUGGAUAACACACGCAUGGACCUGAUCAUCCCUGGGGAGCAGUAUUUCUACCUGAAAGCCAGAAGUGUAGCUGAGAGGCAACGGUGGCUGGUGGCUCUGGGGUCAGCCAAAGCUUGCCUGACAGACAGUAGGACCCAGAAGGAAAAAGAGUUUGCUGAAAACACUGAAAACUUGAAAACCAAAAUGUCAGAGCUCAGACUCUACUGUGACCUCCUUGUUCAGCAAGUGGAAAAAACAAAAGAAGUGACCACAGCUGGUGCCUCCAGUCCUGAGGAGGGAAUUGACGUGGGAACACUGCUGAAGUCGACGUGCAAUACUUUCCUGAAGACUUUGGAAGAAUGCAUGCAGAUUGCGAAUGCCGCCUUCACCUCCGACCUGCUCUAUCGCACUCCCCCGGGGUCACCACAGCUGGCCAUGCUCAAGUCCGGCAAGGUGAAACAUCCUGUUGUACCGAUUCAUAAUUCGUUGGAAAGGCAAAUGGAGUUAAACAGUUGUGAAAAUGGAUCUUUAAAUAUGGAAAUAAAUGACGAUGAAGAAAUCCUAGUGAAAAACAAGAGUUCCUUAUAUUUGAAAUCUGCAGAGAGAGAUUGCAGCCUAUCAAGUGAAGAAAAUACAGAUGAUAAUAUAACAGUCCAAGGUGAAAUGAUGAAGGAAGGUGAAGCGGAAAGCUUGGCAAAUCAUGACAACUUGGCACAGCCUGGGUCAAGCCCCUCAGGCAGCUCUCCAGAAUCCCACCCGGAAGAGGGCCAAGAAGUCAUCCCAACUUUCUUCAGUACCAUGAACACCAGCUUCAGUGACAUUGAACUUCUGGAAGACAGUGGCAUUCCCACAGAAGCUUUCUUGGAGUCGUGUUAUGCUGUGCUUCCAGUGCUGGACAAACUGGGCCCCACGGUGUUUGCUCCUGUUAAAAUGGAUCUGGUUGGCAAUAUUAAGAAAGUGAAUCAGAAGUAUAUAACCAACAAGGAAGAGUUUACCACCCUCCAGAAGAUAGUGCUGCAUGAAGUGGAGGCCGACGUAGCCCAGGUUAGGAACUCGGCUACGGAAGCCCUCCUGUGGCUGAAGAGAGGCCUCAAAUUUUUGAAAGGAUUUUUAACAGAAGUGAAAAAUGGGGAGAAGGACAUGCAGGCAGCCCUGAACAACGCCUACGGGAAGACACUGCGGCAGCACCACGGCUGGGUCGUUCGCGGGGUUUUCGCCUUAGCUUUGAGGGCAGCUCCGUCCUAUGAAGAUUUCGUGGCCGCGUUAACUAUAAAGGAGGGCGACCACCAGAAAGCAGCUUUCAGCGCUGGGAUGCAGAGGGACCUGAGCCUCUACCUCCCUGCCAUGGAAAAGCAGCUGGCCAUCCUGGACACGCUGUACGAGGUCCACGGGCUGGAGAGCGACGAGGUGGUGUGACGCCUGCGGGACAGCGCCGCCUGCCGCUUGCAGGGAAGAAAGCUCAGCGAAGCCUUCCGUUGCCCCACUUAAUUUCCAGCAGCAGCUUCGACCCUCUCCACCCCCAGCCUGGGGAAAUGUUGAGGAGGAGGCAACACCUAGUGCUUUUGUAUAUCAUUUUUAAAUGCGUAUAUGUUUUGUGUGUUUAAAAAUCAAGGUGCUAUAUAUUUCAGUUCAAAGGGCCUCCUGGAAACCAAAUCGUAGCUGUUAACAGAGACUUGAACGGCGAGUUACAAGAGCAGAUUUGACACGUGAAUUUGUUGGCAUUGCUUCGUUUUGUUUUUAGCUUUGAGUUUUAAUGGGCCACCCAAAGCCAAGCUGAAAAUGAGCAAGUUCUGUAUCAAGGACUGUAACUCACAGGCAGUGUUUCAGUCAACCUAGAAUUGGACUAAACGUUUGGAGGGAGCUAAGCCCCCUGUUAAAGCUGUUGAAGUGACAGUCGGCUCUCCCCAGACAUUCUUCAGAGACUCUUCUCUCCGUAGCUCCAUGAGCGAGAAGGGGCUCUGCAGUCCAGGGUGCAGAGCAUGGGUGGGACCAUGUCACUGUGGGAGGUGAAGACAUCCACAAGGAGUGCCAUCCUGGGGUACACAUGGGGAGACCAUGGCUCUAAAGAGCCAAGUGGUGCCCUGAGCUGAGGGCAGUGUGAGAGGGGGACAGGUCACCCGAGAUGACUCUAGUGCCCACUCUUGUUCCCAUGCUUUCCCAGACAUUAUCUCAACUUGGACAUUGUAGCAACACCGUGACAUCCAGGGAUUAUUACCCAAUUUCAAAAGCAAGGUUUAAAUAGAGGAACCAGGUGAUGUCCAGGUGUGAUCUGACCACCUCUGCAUCAAAGUCACAUGAGUGCUGUUCAUACAGCAAGUUCCCGGGCCUUACCCGCCUGGAGAACCAGAUCCCGUGGGUGGGACUCAGGAAUCUGCAUUUGAAUACACUAUUCAAAUGAUUCUUGUGCACACAGAAUUGAAGAAUCGUGACAUUAAAUCCUAGUUUACAGAAUUUUCAGUCUUCUGCAUGAACUAAAUGAUGUGUUCUUUUUUCUAAAGAGGAAGAGGCUAUUAUAGAAAUGAAACAGUUAAAGGGAGAGUGAGACGCUAGCCAUGUUUACUCAGCAGCUUUCCUGAUUGAGCCAGCACCGGGCCCAGCCAGUAUGUUGCAGGCAGGGACCGGGGGGUCCCAGUGUGCUCUCUGAUCAGUCAUGGUUUAACCACCAAUUAGCAGCUGCUUAGCAAUCCUAAAAGAUUAGGGACCAUGUCAAGGUUAAAGGUGGGAUUUCAGCCUUUCAUAAACAACCUGGUGUGGACAUUGCCCUGAAAGAGUGACAGUGGGACUUGCCCUGGUGUCGGGGCCACACUGCCAGGAGUGCAUGGGAGAGAAGCCAUGGUGCCUUCCCUGUCAGAGGCCCCUUCCUUGGAGUGGCUGGAAGGCCAUCUCCUCCAUGAGGUGGCUCCCCAGGGGAGAGGGGAGUUCCUUUGAGGAGCGCAGGUGAAUGCUGCUUGAGCAGCCCUAGAAGAUGCUGUUCCGAGGGCAAAGGGAACCCCCUCCUCGGACAGAGAGGCUCAUGUAGGGAGGGGCGUUGAUUUUGUCUUCUGUGUGUCUUUUAAACAAGUGGGCAUUUAUUUAGCUCAGGUUAAUGAAGCAGGCGCUCUGCUCACAUAAGGACUUCUGGAAAAGGCUUAAACCUAGAACAGCAACAUCAGAUGUUUUAAGGCUGGAGAGAAAAUGGUGCUGAAAUGACGCUGGUUGUUUUGUAUUUCAGCACUUCCUCUUGGCACCUGCCAAGGUGCGUGUGUGUUGUCCCCCCCCGCCCAGCAAUCAGUGUGGAUGUCCCUCUCCUGCUAGUGUGGAAAUGAUGGCGGGACUGGGGGAUCCUGCCCCUAACAUAGCCUCCUAAAAGGGAAAUAAAAACCAGCCAAUCUUUGCCAGUACCUUGAAUGAAGACUCUGUAGGCUUUGUGCCAUUGGAGGGGAAGCGACCAGGAGACUAAGUGCUGGGAACCGUGACCCUCCUGAUCACCUGCUGGUGCUCCCUGUCACCAAAGGCGAACUCGUGUGGAGAGGGAGUGGGCACAGGGAACGUACCUCAGGGCUGCCCGAGAAGCUGAGUACACACAGAAAGCUGCCCGCUACGGCCCUUUGAUGUUGGUAUGGGAACUGCUGGUACACAUGACUCAGUUUCCUGGGAGGAACAAUUGAGUCUUAUCUGGGGUCAUGGGAACCUGGUAGAAUAACUGGAGUAAGUUACGUUUCCUGCCCACCCUUCCCCAGCCCUAUAGAAAGGGCGAUGUUUUUGGAAGGUAUUU